Leopardus geoffroyi (Geoffroy's cat) is the source of this 4592-nucleotide messenger RNA. It is a transcript of the gene ARL14EP, whose product is annotated as ADP ribosylation factor like GTPase 14 effector protein. The coding region runs from base 201 to 980 and encodes 259 amino acids. The record is from RefSeq and is a predicted model, not a curated record. NCBI's taxonomy places the organism in Eukaryota, Metazoa, Chordata, Mammalia, Carnivora, Felidae. The transcript is spliced from 4 exons. Gene Ontology annotation, cellular component: intracellular membrane-bounded organelle.
CUAGCCCUUGCCAGCCGUCCUCUCAGUGGUAGGACGGGGAAGAGAGGAAGAGCUGGCCGCCAAGUCGGCUCUACGUGAAAGCGGGUGCCAGCCCAACCUCGGCCGGGGAGAGCUCGAGCUAAGGGCAAUCAGCACAUGACCUACUUGAGAGAGAUCUGUAGACAAAAUCUAACAAGGGAAAUUUGCUGGAAUCAAGAGUGAUGGAUCCAUGUUCAGUUGGAGUCCAACUCCGUACCACGAAUGAGUGCCAUAAAACCUACUAUACUCGUCACACGGGUUUCAAGACUUUGCAAGAACUGUCAUCAAAUGAUAUGCUUUUACUUCAACUUAGAACUGGAAUGACACUUUCUGGGAACAAUACCAUUUGCUUCCAUCAUGCGAAAAUUUACAUUGACAGAUUUGAGGAUUUGCAGAAGUCAUGUUGUGACCCAUUUAACAUACACAAAAAACUAGCCAAAAAAAAUUUGCAUGUAAUUGACUUAGAUGAUGCCACUUUUCUGAGUGCAAAAUUUGGAAGACAGCUUGUACCUGGGUGGAAGCUUUGUCCAAAAUGUACACAGAUAAUCAAUGGAAGUGUGGAUGUUGAUUCUGAAGAUCGGCAGAGAAGAAAACCUGAUUCAGAUGGAAGAACUGCUAAAGCUUUGAGGUCAUUGCAAUUUGCAAACCCAGGAAAACAAACUGAAUUUGCUCCAGAAACUGGUAAAAGAGAAAAAAGAAGGCUCACAAAAAAUGCAACCGCUGGUUCUGACAGACAAGUGAUACCAGCAAAGAGUAAGGUCUAUGAUAGCCAGGGCCUGCUGAUUUUCAGUGGAAUGGACCUCUGUGACUGCCUCGAUGAAGACUGUUUAGGAUGUUUCUAUGCUUGUCCUGCCUGUGGUUCCACCAAAUGCGGAGCUGAAUGCCGCUGUGACCGCAAGUGGCUAUAUGAGCAAAUCGAAAUCGAAGGAGGGGAAAUCAUUCAUAACAAACAUGCUGGAUAAUUUGUGGUAUCAAAUUAUGGGAAAAGAUCCCAUCUCUAUUUCUAAAACUCUGUCACUCUCAGAUGCAUUCUAAAGUUGACUGCCAAAUGAUGACAAUUUGAAAACCACCUCAGCAUGCACUCAUUAUGCAUUAGUUUUGCAGUUAGGGUGCUUUAAGAUUUAUUAUUUGAUGUCAGUUUAUAUGGGCUUUUACUCAGCAGUCAGCUUUAAGCCUGCCCAGGCCAAUGUCAACAAGUAGGUAAAGGCAGUCCUCCAUUAGCACAGUUCACAUUUCAGUUCCAUGGUAUAUACCGUGGGUAGUUAUGUGAAGUACAAACUUCCCUGCUGGCUCUUUGUCCCUAAGUCAUUAUGUAACAGAUGUGCCUCCUCAUCAGUGACCAGUCCAUCCGUGACCUUCACUCAGACCCCUCUAGUGGUUGGUUACCGCACAUCUGUCAUUCAGUCCACUCCUAGACAGCAAAGCAUGUGGUUGUGCUGUCUCCUUGUCACCCAUGUGACAUUUUCCAAAAGUGGAUCAUCAAAAUAACUGGCCACCAAAGAUAAAAGAGCAGUGAAGAAAUGAAAAAUGAUCAUGCUAGAUGUGAGAUAUGCAUUGAACGUAGAUGGAGUUGUAGAAGAAAUCACUUAUGGGAAGGUUGAUGCUGCUGUUUCUCUAGAGCCUCAGUAUGCAGCUAGAGGAAGCUUGCGGGGGGCGGGGGGGAUGCUAGGGGGAGCAAUGUAAAUAGGGAAAUAGGCUGUGAUGAAAAGCUUGAAUAUAUCCCAGAGGAAGUGAUAGUAAAAAACUUCACGUUAAAGGAAAUUACAGCAAUUUUACAACAUUGAAAGCACAAAUGAGAAAAUGGUAGAAGCAGAUCCAAACUUAAGUAUCUGCAAUGGUAUAGCCUACUUUGUAUCUUAAGUUAGCAAAAAAGCAAGCACUGUUCAAACCGCUCUUGAUUAGUUUUUUGCAACGGAAUAAUGCUUUAAUUCUCAGUGUUUCCAAUGUUUUUCAAUUACAGUGUACUAAAAUACCUUUUUUUUACAGUGUUUUCAUUUUCCUUUACAUUUCUAACAAGAGUUUUUAAUAUUUUGAUGGGUUUUUGGAGGUCACAGAACAUUUUCCCCAUUGAUUAUUAAGGUUGCUACGAAUGGUCAUUUUUAUGGUCCAGCACUACUGUGCAAGCCAAGGACUGUAGCUGAGAACAGUGCCUACUUCAGGAAAAGUUAAUUUCAAUAAAACUAGGUGGUUGAGUGUUAAAACUAUUUUGGAAAUAAUCUACAUAUCUAAGUGCUAAAAGUCUUCUCACUACUUACCCUUAAAAAAAAGUUUUAGCAUUGUAAACCUUUCAUUGUUUAGCCGUACAUUCUUGGUGAAAAUUUGUUCCUGGUGGCAAAGAUCUUAACUAUGUAUAAAGCAUGGAUAUUCAUACAAUACAGAAACAGGGAUACAUGGUGUCUAUGUUAUUAAAGUUUUAUAAGGUGGUGAUUAGGAUCAAAAGGGCUAAAAAAAAAAAAAAGGCUUUAAGGCAGUUAGUAAUGAAAAGGAAAAAAAAGUGGACAAACAGUGGUAGAGACAGUAUAAAUUAAAUUGGAAAUUGCUUGAAUCUUGAUGUACUGGUUCUGUAUGGAAUUCGUAUGGGUGCUCUUUGGAGAAUGAGAGUGGAUGAUAACUUCUCUGCUCCUUUUUCAAGCAGCUCCCUGUCUAAAAUACUUUAUCAGCUAGGGCAUUGCCACUAAACUAGGCUUUUGCUUUGUUUUCCCUAAGUUGUAGUACUUUAGUUUAACUAGAUAAGCUUUUAGUAGUUUCAGAUACAUUUUAAGUCAUUUAAGUGAAAUUUAUGCAGCCAAUUUGAUUGGAUUGACCAGUGGAGGUUUAUUUUUUAUUUCUGUAUACUUUGGUAUCUGUUUAACAGGUUUUACUUUGAUGGAAUGCCAUUUUGAACCAUGGUAUUGUCAUUAAGUUAUAAUUGUCCACUGACCUAGUUAUCAGAAGUAUAAUCAGUAUCAAGUCUUUAAUUCAGAUUUCAACAGAGCACUGGCAAAAAGAAUAUUUUGGCUUUAUAUACUUAAAUUAGAUGCUAGUUUUUUGGGUGUUUUUCUGAAUUAAGGAAAUAUUUUGUUAUAGAGGAUACAGAGACUUCUAAUUUUAUCUGAACUUCUGGGUUCAUUAGACCUUAAUUGCAUUGCUACCAAUGUUUUGUUUUUUUGUUUGUUGGUUUUUUUUGUUUUGUUUUGGUUUGGGUUUUUUUUUGGUUCUAAGUAAGUAUGAUUUACUAUAUUGCUUAAGCUUUUCUGGGGCGCCUGGGUGGCUCAGUCGGUUAAGCAUCAGACUUCAGCUCAGGUCAUUUGUGGGUUCCAGCCCCACCUGGAGCCUGCUUCAGAUUCUGUUUCCUUUUCCCUCUGCUCCUCCCCUACUUGUGCUCUGUCUCUCUCUCAAAAAAUAAACAAACAUUAAUAAAUAAAUAAAUCUUAGAUUUUUUUUUUGUUUAAAACAGGAAUAUAUUUUCAACAGAAUAAAUGACUUAAAAAUUCAAACUGUUUAUAUUUCAACCGUCCUUAGACUAUUUCUGUGUUAUUUUUCAAAGAUGCUAAUAUUUAACUUGUUUCAGGGAUAAAUUUCUAUAAUAAUUUUGCUUAUAUUUGUUCAUUAUGCCUAUGUAGAAGACCAGACUUUUAGUGAGCAUGCAAAAUGUUUACAGAGAGAGGUAUAUCUAAUUUAGUCUGCUACAAUAAAAGCUGUGUUUUGGGAAAAUUACGUCAUGAGUUCACUUACUAUUUUUUACUGUAGAAUUACAGAAAUACAGAAUACAAUGAAAUAAUCUGAAUUCUUUUUAUAUUUUCCAUAAGUAUGGUUCAUGGUGGCUAAAAUUAUUUUAGAAUACUAUUAGUCUAAAAGGCAAAAAUAAAAGUGAUAAGAACACUUCUGCUGUAUAUGGGUCCUGCUUAAGAAGUUGAUGUAAGGCUAUAAACAUUGGUCUUACACAGUGUUGGUCACAAAUGUUAAAAAGUGCAUUUAUAUAUUUGAAAUAAAUGGCAUCCCAUGUAAUCUUUUUUCUAUUUCUUUUAUAAGCAUAAGAAAAUAGUUACCUUUGAAAUAUUAUUCAUGAGAUUCUUGUAUUUUUUUAAUAUUAUAUCUAUGUCUGUAUAACAAGCUGUUCUACCAUCUGACAGAAUUCUCCAGAGAAAUGCAUUUGUGUCCUCUCAAGUACUCCCACGUUCAGAACCCCUGAAUCUGUAUCAGAGAACCUAGGUAAUAUGAGUGUUCUGUAAACCAAAACAUGUUUUCUUUUUUUUUUUUUUUUUUUUUUAAAUGGGGAUGGCUGUCUGAAGCGUGGUUUAGUUUGCUAUACAGUGUUAUAGGUGGGUUUUGGUGGACAAAAUCUGAGCAGUCAGUUCUUUGAAAGAGCUGUUGCUGCCCUGAAAAGGCAGAUUCUGCUGCGGCCUCUCAGCCCCACCCCUCCUGGGUCACGUAACACUGUAUGAAACCAAGGGGUCUUAAAUGGACUGCACUUUGGUAAUUAGAGAUUUUCUGUCGACAUUAGGAAUACCCUUGUACAAAGUCAUAUGGCACUGCCUUAGUUUUUGCUGACAUCUGCUGGUAUCUUGAUGUAAAUAAACUCUGCUGCUACUAAA